Megalops cyprinoides (Indo-Pacific tarpon) is the source of this 4389-nucleotide messenger RNA. It is a transcript of the gene pex6, whose product is annotated as peroxisomal biogenesis factor 6. The record is from RefSeq and is a predicted model, not a curated record. Gene Ontology annotation, cellular component: cytosol; peroxisomal membrane. Gene Ontology annotation, molecular function: ATP binding; ATP hydrolysis activity. Bases 22 to 3312 code for a protein of 1096 amino acids. Gene Ontology annotation, biological process: protein import into peroxisome matrix. Lineage: Eukaryota; Metazoa; Chordata; Actinopteri; Elopiformes; Megalopidae. The transcript is spliced from 17 exons.
GCGCAUGCGGCUUUUGGCAAUAUGGCGGCCAAAGUGGAACUGUUUUGCUUGGAGACGUUCCCCUCUCAACUAAACCCUCUGAACGUCGUUGUUUCUAAAUAUCAGUUUAGUAAUUUAUUUCCGAACAGUAGUGAGUACAGGUGUGUGCUUUUGUUGUCUACCCGGAGACGACAGUCUAGUGCGAAGUUGGAUAUGUUACUUUGUGCCCAUUUGUCGACCGAAGAAGAAACAACUGAGUGCGGACCAGUCCAAAGCUGCAAUGCGCCUUUGAAACUGUUCACAAGCAAGACUUUCCACCGACAUUAUAGCAUUCAAAUGGGCACAGAGGGCACCGUGCGUUUAAUAUCACCUAUAGGUCUGAGUAAAAUUGUGAUAGGUGCACGGAGCAGGCAGAGCUUCAAGUGGGCAAGUUCGGAUAAGUUCUCUAAUGGGCUGCUCAUACUGGCGUCUUGUCAAAAGCAAACUCUUGUUGCCAGGCAAGGCGACGUACUGCUAUUGCCCUACCAUCCGCUUUUCGGGGAUGAUAUUGCACAAGUGCACCAGCAUCUGUUUGACUUGGUUGUGUUGGAAUGCACACCUGUGACACAAGGGGUCAUUACGGUCAAUACGAGUGUGACGGUCACGGAUUGCAGGGAGCUGGCGCAGAACCAUGGCGCGAUGGAGUUGUCAAACAAUGCAUAUACCGCUAGAACUUUAACUUCAUUGUACGCUUCAGAUUUUGCGCACUACGCAGAUAGUCUGGGCGGCAGAUCUUUGUUAGACAACAAGCAAUUGGUGAAUUCGGGUUUCACUGCCUUCCUUCAGGCAUUGGAGUGCAGGCUUGAUGUUAGAGUUGUUGACGUCGCCAGCCUGAUAAGGCAAGGGAGGAUUAAACCAAAGGAAGAACAUGAAGCGGGGAUAGACGUGGAUGGAUCCGUUUUUGUAAGUAAGCAUUUACUUCUUAAACUCGGGCUGUUCAACCAAGAAUGGGUUGUACUGUCGGCGAUAGGCGUCGCCUCGGACAAAACGAAAACCUCUGCAAGAGGAGAGCACUCGCCGUUUCCCGGGAGGGCUGGCGAUCCAGCCUCUGGUAAGGAUGCAUCUAAGAGCAGAGGAUGCGUCCACCUCGCUUCAGUCGUCGUGGUCGAUUUUGUGAAGUCUCCCGAUUUGGAUCUGCAAGACAACAUGGGGUUCGUUUCCCCGGCUCUGUGGUUCAGCCUGUCGAAUGGAGACAUAGUGCCCGUUGCCAACAGAGUGAUGAAAAUAAAGAGGUGCAAUGUCCCACAGCCUCACCCUGGCAUACAGCUGUCAGAGAGCUGGUCCCGCACAGCGUCGCCACCGUUUGCCAAAGAGCUCCACAUCCAAACUAUUAUAUCUCCGGACUACAGUUCCCAUGGGGCCUUUGACAGCAUCCUGUCUGAGCACUUCAGCACACCCAGGCUGGUGCAGCAGGGGGAUGUGUUGGCCGUUCCCACAGAGGGUCGUGCUGAGUUUUUGGAGAAUAACUCGGACGGAUUCUUGAGGUGGCCAGUUCUGUAUUUUAAGGUCAAGAAUGUCUGUGGCACCGCUGGAGAGAAUGGAGGCAUCAGUCCAUCAGGGUUUUUGGCAGAUACAGUCCAUACCUCUUUGUACAUGGGUGGCUCCAUGAACAGCUUUGUCCCAUAUUCUUGUUUGGGUGACACGCCAUCAUUUUGGACCAGCCUGUCUCCCCCUGGACUCUCAAAUACAGUAGAGCAACUCGUCACUGUCAUCCAGCCUUACGUGAAUGGAGGCUUUGCUGUGCUGAUGGGCGUGUGCACUGUUCUGCUGUCGGGACCAAGCGGAAGUGGCAAAGUCACAACUGUCAGGGCAGCGUGCAGGAGAUUAAAUCUGCACUUUCUGAAGGUGGACUGCGUCACCCUCUGCGCAGACACGCCUGCGGCCUGCGAAGCGAGGAUGCAGACUGCCUUUUCCCAGGCUGGGCUGCACCAUCCCUGCAUCCUGUUGCUAAGCAACCUGCACCUACUGGGGCAACAGCACGAUGGAGCCAGCCAGGAGCCCAGGGUGCUGUCUGCUCUCUGCCGGUUCAUCGCCGGCCUCCCAGCCAGUGUCGUUGUGGUUGGCACGGUGUGCAACGCGCACAAGCUGUCGCCGGAUGUGACGGCAGCGUUCGUCCACCAGGUGGAACUGGAGAGCCACACGGAGGAGCAGAGGCGUGCCAUGCUGGUCAGCCUGAGCGCAGGGAUGCCCCUGGGGAAGGAUGUUAACCUGGGGAAGAUGGCCAAGCAGACAGCGGGGUUUCUGUUGGGUGACUUCUGUGCGUUGAUGACGUGCGCCGGUAAAGCUGCCCACCGAAGGCUUUUAAAUUCUUGUUUCCCGGGAGGGGCGAGUCCCCAGGACGAGCGAGACCUGAGAGCCUCAGGAGUGUCCAUUCUGGCGGAGGACUUCGCCAGCGCUGUGGAGCAGCUGCAGAAGGCCCACUCCCAGGCUAUUGGAGCACCCAAGAUUCCCACAGUUAAGUGGCAGGACGUGGGCGGCCUGCAGCAUGUGAAGAAGGAGAUCCUAGACACGAUCCAGCUUCCCCUGGAGCACCCAGAGCUGGUGUCCCUGGGGCUCCGGCGCUUUGGCCUGCUGCUCUACGGCCCCCCCGGGACUGGAAAGACCCUUUUAGCUAAGGCUGUGGCCACUGAAUGUGCCAUGACUUUCCUCAGUGUAAAAGGACCAGAACUCAUCAACAUGUAUGUGGGACAAAGUGAGGAAAAUGUCAGAGAGGUGUUCUCCAAAGCUCGAGCCGCGUCCCCUUGUAUAAUCUUCUUUGAUGAGCUGGACUCCCUGGCCCCCAACAGAGGCCGCAGUGGGGACUCGGGGGGAGUGAUGGACCGGGUGGUGUCACAGCUCCUUGCUGAACUGGAUGGGCUGCACUCAACAGGGGAUGUGUUUGUGAUUGGAGCAACCAACCGCCCAGACCUGCUUGACCAAUCACUGCUCAGGCCUGGCAGGUUUGACAAGCUGGUCUAUGUUGGGAUCAGUGAAGACAAGGAGUCUCAGCUUCACGUCCUAAAGGCCAUUGUCAGAAACUUCAAGGUGGACCCAAGCGUAAGCCUCCCCAACAUUGCCGAACGCUGUCCCCCUCAGUUGACGGGGGCUGACAUGUACGCCCUGUGCUCUGAUGCCAUGACAUCGGCCAUCAAGCGGAAAAUCGCCCUCGUCACCGAAGGUUUGGAUACAGAGGAUUCCCCUCUCACACUGUCAGCAGAGGACUUUGGGCAGGCGCUUGAGAGACUGCGGCCAUCCGUGUCGGACCAAGACCUUGUGAAGUACAAACUCAUCCAGCAAAAAUUCACCGCAAAGUAGCAACACCCAUAGUGGUGCUGGGGUCAAAACACAUCCUUUUACUAAGAUGGCCAAGCGCGGGCCAGUCUACAGUGCAUCCUCAUGCACUAGUUUCACCAGAGUCAGAAUCUCUGGCCAAUUCUAUAAACCAAGACUGUUGGCUCUGACAAUAUCUGGCCCCCUGUGCGUUUUGUUUUCCUUUGUUAUAUUUUGGGGGCUCAGUAGAAACAGAAACUGAAAUUAAUCCUGGAGGGCGUCAGUGGUAAGCAUUCCUAAUUUUUCUGAAAAGUACCAUGUGCAAUACAAGCAAAAAAGGUAUUUCACACCCAUGAGGUACAACAAAAACGGCAUCUUUUACUCAACAGAAAAAAAGUGAUAUUCAUAAAUGUGAAGGUCACUGGUGUCUGCCGUUGUAUACCCUGCCCCAGACAGAAGAUCAUAUAUAAGAAAAUCAAAUGAAUUACAAAACAGUGAAUAGAAAAAAAAAAUCUUAUCCCUAAACCUGUUGACAUAUUCACCAGAUAUAUACAAACAGAUCUCAACCUUAAAAAAAUGAACACAUUGACUGAUCUUUAAACAAUUAUUCCAUAUGAGCUAUUUUAUCUGUGAUAUUUUUGGAAAACUGUUAACUGUGUCAGACCUACUCAGAUUUUAGAAAAAUGAAGUUUGUCCACAAACGACUGGUAAUUUACGAGAACAGCUGCUAAACUGAUGUGCCACAUGUGCUAUGCAGUUAUAUUACAUGGAAAUAUUAAUGCGUAAUAUGAAGAAAAAAUGGCUACUAUUUAAUGUCUAUCAUUACACAACAGUACAUUGGGAUUUAGUGAAUAUAUUUUUCAGCUGUGAGCUCUGAUCUUUAAAAGAAGGAGUAACUAGCACUUUGGAUUAACACUCACUGCGUUGGUACAAGAGACGGUAAAUGGACUUGACUUAAGGCAGAUUUCAAGGAAUUUCAAUCAGAUUGUCAGGUAAAAACACUAAAACCCUAUUUCUAUUUAGGAUAAUUUUUGGAUGCAGAGAUUUUUUGUUUAAUUUUUUUUUAUAUCUUUUUCAGCCUACCAUAAAGGAAACUUAUUUCUGAGUCAUGCUCAGUGAUAC